CAAGGGGUAGGGGAACCGAUCGAGCCGGGGACGACAACUGACCAGCAGCUCGGCAGCCAUCCGGCCAGCCCCCUCAAUUUCCACGACGCUUCGGCAGCCCGCCGUCCUCUCCUCGUCUCCCUCGCCCCAAAUCCCCCUCCCCCCAAACCGCACUCCCUCUCGCCCCAAAUUCCCAUCCGCCCCCCAAACCCCACUUCACUCAAAACCCUCGCCGCGCCCACUACUGCGCGCGCCCCACGAUGGCCGCCGCCACCGCCGCCGCGUCCUCGGAGGAGGCCGUCAAGGCGGCGAAGGUGCUGAUGGUUGGGGCGGGAGGCAUCGGCUGCGAGCUGCUGAAGACGCUCGCGCUCUCCGGAUUCAGCGACAUACACAUCAUUGAUUUGGAUACAAUUGAAGUUAGCAAUCUGAAUAGACAGUUUUUGUUUCGGCAGAGUCAUGUUGGGCAGUCAAAAGCUAAAGUUGCUCGGGAUGCUGUGUUGAAGUUUAGGCCAAAUAUAAAUAUAACACCGUACCAUGCAAAUGUGAAGGAUUCUAAUUUCAAUGUUGAUUUCUUCAAGCAGUUUAAUGUUGUUCUGAAUGGUCUUGAUAACUUGGAUGCUAGACGCCAUGUUAACCGCCUUUGCCUUGCUGCUGAGGUUCCUUUGGUUGAAAGUGGUACUACUGGUUUUUUGGGACAGGUUACUGUUCAUGUCAAGGGUAAAACAGAGUGCUAUGAGUGUCAACCAAAGCCUGUACCUAAAUCAUAUCCUGUCUGCACAAUUACAAGCACACCAUCAAAGUUUGUUCAUUGCAUUGUUUGGGCGAAAGACCUGCUUUUUGCAAAGCUAUUUGGUGAUAAAAACCAGGGUAAUGAUCUUAAUGUGCACUCGAAAGAUGAUAGCAGUUCAAAAACAGAUGUUUUUGAAAGGAGUGUAGAUGAAGAUCUUGAGCAAUAUGCCCAGAGAAUAUAUGACCACGUAUUUGGUUACAACAUUGAAGUUGCCUUGGAUAAUAAAGAAACUUGGAAGAAUCGGAGAAAGCCAAACCCGAUAUACAUUAAAGAUGCAUUGCCUGAAGACGCUGUUCAGCAAAAUGGUCGUUCUCGGGAUCACAUGAAUGAGGAGCAGGAUCCGUCUGCUAUGGUAUCCCUAGGCCUUAGAAAUUCGCAAGAGAUAUGGAGUCUUGCUGAAAAUUCAAGAGUGUUCUUGGAGGCUUUAAAAUUAUUUUUUGAGAAAAGAGAGAAGGAAAUAGGGAGCCUUAUUUUUGACAAGGAUGACCAAUUGGCUGUCGAGUUUGUUACUGCUGCAGCAAAUAUCAGAGCUUCCUCUUUUGGAAUACCACUGCAUAGCCUUUUCGAAGCUAAAGGUGUUGCUGGAAAUAUAGUUCAUGCUGUGGCAACUACUAAUGCUAUAAUAGCUGGUUUAAUCGUCAUUGAAGCAAUUAAAGUUCUCAAGGGUGAUUAUCAAGAUUAUAGAAUGACGUAUUGUCUUGAGCAUCCAGCAAGGAAGAUGCUCUUGAUGCCUGUUGAGCCUUUUGAACCUAGUAAAUCAUGCUAUGUCUGCUCUGAGACCCCAGUUGUUCUGGAGGUUAAUACUAAGACAACAAAGCUCCGGGAGGUCAUUGAAAAAGUCAUAAAAAGCAAACUUGGAAUGAACCUCCCUUUGAUAAUGGUUGGCGCCACACUUGUUUUUGAGGAUGGUGAAGAUUUGGAGGAGGAUGAGAUUGCAAAUUAUGCUUUGAACCUCGAAAAGGUCUUGGCUGAACUUCCAGCUCCAGUCCUAAAUGGUACAACGCUUACAGUCGAGGAUUUUCACCAGGAACUAAAAUGCAGUAUCAACAUCAAACACAGGGAUGAGUUCGAUGAAGAAAAGGAGCCUGACGGAAUGGUUCUUGCUGGGUGGUCUGGCCCAGUUGAUAAGCAAAUUACCAGUAAUGGUGAGAAUAGAUCAGUUCCAUCUUCAUCGAAUACAGAAGAUGUUGAUGGUACUGCCGAGGAUAUAUCAGCGAAGCCUGGAAUGAAGCGUAAGCUGAACGAAAUAUUAGAGGCAAAGGAAAAUUUUGAUGCUCUUGAAAAUCCUUCGGAUGUUGGUUCAAGCAGCGCUCAAGUUGUUGAAGAUGAUGACGACGACGAGCUUGUUAUGUUUGAUGAAGACCCAAGGCAAAGCAAGAAGAAGAGAUUGCAAUAGCAAACGAUAACAGCUCUUGACUCCCGGCAUCAUGGCUAACACAUUGUUCAAUCAUAACAUCUUUGAUAACUUAUCUAUGCGGUGAUAUGCUAGGUUGAUGUUGAGACAUUGGUAACAAUGCCUGAGAUACUUUUUUUUUGGCCUCAGAUACCGCCCUGUAGGAUUGUAAUUUGUAGGUUUUAGGCACAUGAGCAACUAAUGCUCUGCUGACAGCCUGCUGCAAGAUAGCAUUUGUAUCUCAAGAGCCAAGGUCCUGUGUUAGUGAUGGUUUUUGUUCAGUUUUGAGGGGUGACCGGGUUAACCACUAAGUUAUCUGUCACAUUAUGUGCCAUUCACAGUGUCUGGAAACAUGGACUCAUCCUGUAAUCCUAUUAGUGUUACGCUAUAUGUGAGAAACAAGGCCUGGGUUUACAAACUCCUAGAUUUACUGUAUUACGGAUAACGCAUGGGUUUUCUUCGAAACCAGUGAAUGAUCAUUCAUAGGAUAUCGUAUGGUACUCACCAGAAUGACCAAAAUCAGUGGAAAGCAAAGCUGCUCCGGGUUACAUGUCACAGCUGAAGCUGUUUUGAGCCUGUUUGGUUACCUGGCUAUCUCCUAACCAGGCUUUCUAGAGCCAACUUGAGCCUGUUUGGUUGACUAAAUAAGUCUCCUAGCCAGGCCCAAGCAGGCCACCCAAAGAGACUUAGCCAGGCCCCAGAAAAACGCAGGAGCUGGGCGUUUUUGUGGAGCCAGGCUCUGGCCAGCCAUUGCAGAGUUCCCCUCACCGCUCGCGCACUCUGACUUCAUCUUCUACGGUAAUGGCUCCGCCCACGCACGCCGUCUUCGUCUUCCGCGGCCGCAUCGUCCACCCUUCGCGUGCGCCGUUGUCCUCCACCCUCUCGCGCGCGCCAUGGUUGAAGCGUCAGAUCUCGUCUCUGGAAGAGCACGAGCAACCUCGCUGGAGUCGUUGUCGACAGUCAGGACGGAGGCAACAUCAAAUCAGGGUCGGCGCGCUCGCUGGAGCUGUACGACCGCCACACCGACAUCUCCAUCGACGGUGAGGCCGGAGGCGACAUCAAAUUGGGGCUGGAGCGCUCGCUGGAUGACCGCCGCACCACGUCGCUGUGAAGGGUGGACAGGAAAUCCCGUCGAGAGCUCGAGGCGUCGUCGCGUGCCUCCUGAUUCCAGUCUGCCUCUGCCAACGCGCAGCGGCAACUCGGCGUGACUGCGUGAGCACAACAGAGACCUCUUUUCUCUUCUGGAUUUUGCCUCGAUGGACUGAGCAUUUGGCUCUAAUUUUUAUUUCUGUUUUCUAAUGCGACUAUACAUGACGCUGUAUUUUAGUUUUUGGAGAAAAUUAUUGUCGCA
Sorghum bicolor (sorghum) is the source of this 3513-nucleotide messenger RNA. RefSeq names its product SUMO-activating enzyme subunit 2. Gene Ontology annotation, cellular component: SUMO activating enzyme complex; cytoplasm. Gene Ontology annotation, biological process: protein sumoylation. The transcript has 11 exons. The record is from RefSeq and is a predicted model, not a curated record. The coding region runs from base 240 to 2165 and encodes 641 amino acids. Gene Ontology annotation, molecular function: SUMO activating enzyme activity. Lineage: Eukaryota; Viridiplantae; Streptophyta; Magnoliopsida; Poales; Poaceae.